Molecule: messenger RNA, 1269 nt
Organism: Chara braunii
Lineage: Eukaryota; Viridiplantae; Streptophyta; Charophyceae; Charales; Characeae
Source: the annotation of a GenBank genome assembly
GGAAGGAGGAGGAAGCUAGAGAUAAGGCGAAGAAGGAAGAAGAGGAGAGAUUGUUGGCAUGAAAAAUUGAACGGGAAAAGUUUGAAGCGGCGAUGGAAGAACGAUUGGAAAAAAGGUUGGACGCCUUAGGGAUUAUGAAAGGCAAGUCGGUAGAUGCGAGUGGGGGGGAUGCUGUUAAUGAGGAGGGGCAGAGGUUGUGCAAGGAGAAUGAUGAUCUGAAACGUAAAUUAAGUGAGGCGUUGUGCCCGGCUGGGGAAGACCGCGUCUUAUAUCUGCAGAAGGAGGUCAUGGAACUGCGUCGGAAGGUUGGUGAUAAGCAAGUCAACAAGGAUGUGAUCACUGCCUUGAAGACCGAGAUCAGCGAGCUUAAGCAGUCGGCCUUCAUGAAGACCAAUUUUGAGCAAGAGAUCACAGGCUUGAGAAAGGAGGUGAGCUUACUACGUGAUCAGAAUGAGCGCGUGGUCUCUGAGGCUGGGCAGUGGAGAGAGCAAGCCUUGCGGCCAGGGAAUAAGCGGGGAAGUGUUGUGUUGCUGACACCGGAAGUCACAAAUCGUGGAUCGUCAAAACCACGUUGGACGGAUAAUGUAUGGGAAGGGGAGAAAUGGAAGGCUGAGUAUCGCAAUCUGCAGAGCUUACAUCGUUUUGCUAAUAUCGAGGCAGAGGCGCUCAAGGAGAAGCGGGCUGAGGUUGAAGCCCGUAGGAUGGAGGCGAAAAACCAGGUUAAGGUGCUGGAGGAGAAGAUGGAAAAGCUGAUGGUGAGCGGGGAGAAGGGUAACGAAGGAAAUAUUGGGGGCACAAAUCUUAAGGAGCGACUUGAAGAGGCGGCGCUUCGGUCGGCUCGAAAGGGAGUCAAAGCGAUGCCAGGAAGAACGGGUGUUAGGGCCGCGUCGUCGGCGGCACGUCUUGAGAAGGAGCCUAUUCUGAAGCAGGUCGCUACCUCGAUCAAUGACCGCACAGAGUUUAUCGAGGAACAGAAGCGGCAACUACGUAUGCUUCGCAAAGCAGGGUUGGAGCUGCUGUAUAAAGAGGAAGGUGUGAAGCUCGGUAAGUUCGAGGAUACCGUUUGCGACCUGGCUAAAGCUCGUAAUCGAAAAACCUUUGGGGACGUUGCAGGCCCAUCUAAAGGGACUAGCAACAUUCAAGAGGUAAGCGAUGAUGCUUCAAGAAGCUUCGGUGAUGCCGAGGAAGAUGAGGGAAAGUCGGUGGAGCUAUAGGAACCUUUCCCGAACGCGUCCUCGCUUUGGUCUUUUGCUGAUGAGUGCUGACAAG